Messenger RNA from Elaeis guineensis (African oil palm), 1588 nucleotides. Its product is annotated as growth-regulating factor 4. The record is from RefSeq and is a predicted model, not a curated record. Gene Ontology annotation, molecular function: ATP binding. Gene Ontology annotation, biological process: DNA-templated transcription; developmental process; regulation of DNA-templated transcription. NCBI's taxonomy places the organism in Eukaryota, Viridiplantae, Streptophyta, Magnoliopsida, Arecales, Arecaceae. Gene Ontology annotation, cellular component: nucleus.
UAAUAAAUCCACCCCCUCCCUCCGUUAUAAAACCUCGCCUCUCUGUCCCCCGUCUCCGCCGCCCCUCUUCCUACUCUCUCUUGAGGCGAAAUGGAGAAACCCUACCGCUCUUUCUCACCGGCGGAGUACGCUACAGCGUCUCGGACUGUAGGUCAUGGUUGAGCUCCGGGAAGUUUCCUCUUCCUUCUCCUCCUCUUCUUCUUCUUCGUCUUCUUCUCCCUAUCCUCCGUCGUUUAGAUUUUUGGGGCCUUUCUUACCGUCGAAGGACCGAUGAACAGCGCGGCGGCGGGGGGGUGCCGGCCGCCGUUCACGGCGUCGCAGUGGCAGGAGCUGGAGCACCAGGCGCUUAUCUACAAGUAUCUCAUAGCCGGAGUCCCCGUGCCCCCUGAUCUACUCAUCCCCAUCCGGAGGAGCUUUGAGGCCGCCCAUGCUCGCUUCUACCACCACCCUGCUCUGGGUUACUAUUCCUUCUAUGGGAAGAAACUGGACCCGGAGCCAGGUCGGUGCCGUCGGACAGAUGGGAAGAAGUGGCGGUGCUCCAAGGAUGCGUACCCUGACUCCAAGUACUGUGAGCGCCACAUGCAUCGUGGCCGCAACCGUUCAAGAAAGCCUGUGGAAUCACAAACCUUCUCCCAGUCACAGUCAUCAUCCUCGACCAUGACAUCCCUUGCUCCCUCUGGGAGCAGUGCAAGCGGGAGUGGUAGUGGAAGCUUCCAGAGCAUACCUCUGCACUCCAUUUCAGGUGGUAACAACCUUCAGGGCUCAUACCCUUGGCGGGCCAGCUCUUCUCAGCUGCACACGGACCCUGGUUCAUAUGGAAUUGGCAGCAGCAGCAGGUACCUCUCUGAAGUGAAGCCAGGGGUGGAUGAGCAUAGCUUCUUUUCUGAAGCUUCUGGAAGUGCAAGGGGCCUUGGGACGGAUUCAUCAGUGGACAGUUCAUGGCACCUGAUGCCAUCUCGGGUUUCCUCAUUUCCGCUGUCAAAAGCUAGAGACCCUUCUAUUCUACAGAGUGCUUAUCCUCAGUUUCAGUCGGUGCAAGAUCUUGGGCAGGUAACCAUAUGCUCGCUGUCAAAGCAUGAGCAACGGCAUUCCUUCUUUGGAAGUGAUUUUGGCUCAGCAGAACCUGUAAAGCAUGAAGGCCAAUCACUCCGUCCUUUCUUUGACGAGUGGCCUAAGACCAGGGAUUCAUGGUCAGAUCUGGAAGAGGAGAGGUCCAACCGGACCUCAUUCUCCACAACCCAGCUCUCGAUUUCCAUCCCAAUGGCCUCCUCUGACUUCUCCACAACCUCUUCGAGGUCUCCUAAUGAUGACUGAAAGAGAAGUCUUCAGGCCUUGUGGAUCUGGCUCUGAGUCAGGAAGUGAAUGGGGUAUCAGACUAUCAGCAGUACUUUUAGGAUUGCCUGUUUGGUUUUCUUUACUCUUUAAGAGAUUGUCCUGAGUCCUGUUAUCAAUCUCUCCAUCGACUGGAGCUGAUUGAGUAGUAACUGUUUGGGUCUGUUGCUAUUUUUAAUUAUUAUUAUUUUUAUGUACUGGAACUGCCUGUGAACACUUUAUGGAAGCAACUUUGUAAGUUUAGUGCCUGGACCAA